Messenger RNA from Dioscorea cayenensis subsp. rotundata (Guinea yam), 2274 nucleotides. Its product is annotated as L-type lectin-domain containing receptor kinase SIT2-like. The record is from RefSeq and is a predicted model, not a curated record. Gene Ontology annotation, molecular function: carbohydrate binding; ATP binding; protein kinase activity. Gene Ontology annotation, cellular component: plasma membrane. Lineage: Eukaryota; Viridiplantae; Streptophyta; Magnoliopsida; Dioscoreales; Dioscoreaceae. Bases 308 to 2185 code for a protein of 625 amino acids. The transcript is spliced from 2 exons. Gene Ontology annotation, biological process: protein phosphorylation.
GACAGAAAGCCUAGUGUGUGUUUCCUUCCUCUUCCACUCAUGCUUUGUUUCUUUGAUGAAGUUUCAUGUUGCGAGCUUAACUCCUAGCUGCAUCACUCCACAAUUUGUGCGUUCUCUCUGAAGUUCAUUCUUUUACUUAAGGUUAAUUGAACCAUGUUGAGAUAGAAUUAUCGUCCGUGGAUCCCGUCUCCAGGAUAUCUGCCUGUUAUCAUACUGACUAAUCUGUGUGAAUCGUUUCAGCUACGAUUUGUGAAGCUUUAAAGGAGGUAACUAACCAUUAUCAAAGAGUCAGACAACCUUUCCCAGGAUGCUUUUGAAAAUUUUGAUCUGGCCUUUCCUUUUGAAUCUUGCACUCUCAACUAUAAGUGAUUUUACUUAUAAUGGAUUCAAGGGUGCUAACCUCAGCCUUGAUGGUAUGGCAACAUUGAAUUCUGAUGGUCUGCUGAGACUGACCAAUAUCAGCAAGCAUGAGCAAGGCCAUGCCUUCUCCACCAUUCCACUUCAGUUCAAAAGAUCUCCAAUGGGUACUGUCAUCUCUUUCUCUACGGUCUUUGUCUUCUCCAUUGUCCCUGAGUACCCCAUGUUCGGCGGCCACGGGUUUGCUUUUGUUCUAUCUCCUUCCAUGCAUUUGUUCCAAACUUUGCCGAUUUAUUACCUUGGCCUAUUCAAUUCAAGCAACAAUGGAAAUUCAUCCAAUCACAUCUUUGCUGUUGAGUUUGACACCAUUAAAGACCUUGAAAUGGCUGACAUUGAUGACAACCACGUAGGCAUUGACAUCAAUAGCGUGAUAUCCAACAAGUCAGCCUCUGCUGGUUUUACUUCUGAUGAUGAUGGCCAGUUUAAGAAGGUAAAACUUUUGAGUGAUGAGCCAAUACAAGUUUGGAUAGAAUAUGAUGGUCUAAAUAUGCAGCUUAACGUCACACUGUCUUCUCUCGGGAAGCCAAAACCAAAGAUUCCUCUCUUAUCAUCUACUAUAAAUCUUUCGAGCAUAAUUUUGGACCAUAUGUAUGUGGGAUUCUCUGCAUCAACAGGAAUGGCAUAUUCGUACCAUUACAUUCUUGGUUGGAGCUUUAUGAUGAAUGGAAAAGUUCCUGAGCUUGAUAUCUCUAGCCUCCCCCGGCUCCCUCGAGCAAUGACAUCAUCUAAGGAUAAAACAGGGACUAUAUUAAUGUGGCUUCUUUUAUCUCUUUCGGUGCUUGUGCUGAUGGCUGCUGCUGGUGCAAGGAUGAUAAUGGUGAGAAAGAACAGAUUCUCUGAGCUUCGUGAGGACUGGGAACUAGAUUUCGAGCUUCAUAGAUUCUCUUAUAAACAACUGUACAACGCAACAGGAGGUUUCAAGGAUGAGUUUCUUCUGGGCGUUGGAGGGUUUGGCAGGGUCUACAGAGGAGUUCUGCCAGGCACUGAAGUUGAAGUUGCAAUCAAGAGAGUGUGCCAUGAAUCAAGACAAGGAGUGGGGGAGUUUGUAGCUGAGAUUGUUAGUCUUGGUCAACUUCAACACCGGAAUCUGGUGCCACUACUGGGCUACUGCAGAAGUGAAGGUGAACUCAUCUUGGUGUAUGAGUACAUGCCAAACAGGAGCCUUGACAAAUAUCUAUUCAGUGAAGGCGAAUCAACUCUUGGUUGGAGUCAGAGAUUUUGGAUAAUCAAAGGUGUGGCCUCUGGUCUGCUGUAUUUGCAUGAAGACUGUGAGCGGGUUGUAAUUCACAGAGAUGUCAAGGCAAGCAAUGUGUUGCUAGAUGGUGAUAUGAACGGAAGGCUUGGUGACUUUGGGUUAGCUAGAUUAUAUGAUCACGGUGGUGUUCCUCUAACCACUCAUCUUGCGGGAACAGUUGGUUAUCUCGCCCCAGAGCUGUCUCGAACUUACAGGGUCACAACUAAUAGUGAUGUGUUUGCAUUUGGUGUUUUCCUUCUAGAGGUUGCUUGUGGAAGGAGGCCGAUAGAGCCAGAGAAAGCAGAAGACCUGCAGGUUUUGAUAGAUUGGGUGUUGGCAAAUUGGAGAAAGGGAACAAUUAAGGAAACGAGGGAUGAAAGACUGGGAGAGGAGUAUGUGGCAGAGGAGUUAGAGUUGGUGCUAAAACUUGGAUUACUCUGUUCACAUCCUUUGCCUACAGCCAGGCCGAGCAUGAGGCGAGUAAUACAGCUCCUGCAUGGUGACAUCCUUCUUCCUGAUCCUCUGCUUAAUUAAUUAUAUACCAAAGAUUCAGCAUUUGUCAAGUAUGAGGGAUCUAACGCAUAUGUCAUGUCAUGUACCAACAUGUCAAGUGAAUCAUUGCA